Ostrinia nubilalis (European corn borer) is the source of this 1059-nucleotide messenger RNA. RefSeq lists its product as uncharacterized. Bases 47 to 640 code for a protein of 197 amino acids. The record is from RefSeq and is a predicted model, not a curated record. The transcript has 4 exons. NCBI's taxonomy places the organism in Eukaryota, Metazoa, Arthropoda, Insecta, Lepidoptera, Crambidae.
UCAACUGGUUGAGGAAUCGAGUCACAGCGUAUUUCAUAUUGCAAUCAUGUUUAGGGGGUUGUGGAGCCCACGCACUGACGUGACUGAGUUCACAAGGUGUUGUUUUUGUCUACCUCUGAGACACGGAUUGAUCGCAUGGGGCUACUUGAAAACGGUUUUACUUUCAGUUCUCAUAUUCGAACAGUUUCUAGAACAAUCUUAUAGGGAGAAAAUUGCACCGAUGUGGGUCAUAACUACAGCAGUUACUAUAAUUGAUCUAAUUUGGACUGCAGUUUUUAUACUGGCCGGGCAUAUGAAACAUCGCUUACUGUUUAAAUUAUAUUACAAGUACAGCGUAUGCUUUCUAGUUAUAUUUAUAGUUGUGUUUCUUGCAAAUACAAUAGAUGACAUCAUUGAGAUCGAGACUGGCCGAGACCGAGGUGGAGAUGUCACUUACUUGGUGUAUUACUUGUCGUAUUUUCUAUUGGGAGCUAUCCCUAUGAUCGCACUGCAUGGUUACGUCACUCUGCUGGUGAGAAGCGAGCUGCUCAAGCUUGACAGGGCCAGCAUUCAGUUCGUAAACAAGGUGAACGAUGGCAACAGCCCCAUGUGCCUUGAGGACGAGGAUCAUCACUCUACUACUUCUAAAGAAGUCUAUUAGAAUCAUCAGCAUCAGCAGUUCAUUUAGACUCCACUGCCAGUGGGGGUCUAGGUCAAAUCCUUCAUUUUCUUCUGGUUUAUUUAUACUGCGCGACGUUGCAGUGGAAACUAACGCCCGUAUUCACAAACACACACAUAAGUGAAGCAGCAAAUCGAACGCACAGCGUUGAGUAUAGAGCUAUGUGAUUGGUUCCUGUGUCACCCUGUGCGUCCACGCGCACUGUGAGUCCUCAUAGUUGUAGUUAUGUUUGUGACUACGGGCGUUAAUGACCUGCAUAAGUACAUAAUUAUUAGAAUAUAGAUUUUUUUUCAUAUAAUGGACUGUUUUCUUCGUUCUCACAGAUACAUUUUGUUAAACCCAUACUAUAUUUUAUUAGUACCUAACAUAUUUUUAAAGUCAUUGUAACUAACCCCAUAGUC